UCCAAUACUUCUGACCUGCGAGAAUUGAUCUUUCGCUCUGAUUUACAUGAUCAACUAUUCGAUCGAUCAAAAAAUUUCGAUUAUGACUGGAUACGUAACACUACAUAUAAUCUCAUGCUUGAAUAUGAAGCGAAUCAUCUCGCAAAGGAUCACCUUGAAACUUGGAUCAUGCUACAUGUGUGGUCGUUUAUUGAUAAAAUCUUUUUAGACAUAGAUGGCAUGGAAAUUGUUAGGUUCAAAAUGAAAAAAAAGGCAAUGGGUCGGCGUGGAGAUUUAAUAAUCCGGAAAUGGCAUACGGAAUAUGGGUGUGGUGAAGCUGGAAAAAUAUUCGAAGGCAUCAAUGGUACAAAGAUCAUUAAAGAAGGGGGUUUGAAAAUGCCCAAAAUGCUUAGAGAUAUGUUCAAUGACCUUUGCGAAACUAUGAAAAUGCGGAAGGAUAAAAUCAGAAAGCUAGAAACAGUCGGUUUUAUCAUCUCGGAUUUACCAGCGGGACAUGUUUGUAGAUUGUUACGGACACGACUUUUUGAGAUACCAACUCAGGUCUCUGAAUUUGGUGCAAAAGUCCUUCCAACAAUGAGCUUGAUAUGGAAGGCAAAGGCAAUAGUGAAAAAUGUAAUCAAACUAAUGGAGGAAGAAGAUCUGACGGAAGAACAGCUCAAAAUGCUACAGAACUGUGAUGAAGUUGAUGAAAGUGGUUUAACGACACCGCCACCUAGAUUGCAAUUACUGUCAAGUUCUGUGACGCCAGAAAAUAAACGAAAGAGUAGAAAUGACGAAAAGUGA
Ambispora leptoticha is the source of this 783-nucleotide messenger RNA. The record is from the annotation of a GenBank genome assembly. Lineage: Eukaryota; Fungi; Glomeromycota; Glomeromycetes; Archaeosporales; Ambisporaceae.